AUGGCACUCAAGCUGUUGACGACUGCGGCCCUUGUUGGUGGCGCCGGAUGGACUUACACAACGCAAGAAGCGUGGUCCAGAGGGCCGUUUAUCAAGGCUGCCGCUGGAAUAUGGUUCGUGGAGCUGUUUCUAUACGCCAUCUACGAGCUGUUUCUGUAUCCAACCUUUUUCUCGCCCAUAAGAAAUGUGCCUACGGCCCCGGGAGGGCAUUGGUUGAUGGGACAUGGAAAGCAAAUCAUGGCUUCCAAGCCUGGUGCGCCAAUCAGAGAAUGGGUGACUACUGUUCCCAAUGAGGGACUUAUACGGUACUACUGGUUCUUCAAUAAGGAGCGUCUGAUUGUCACCUCACCUAAAGCCUUGGGCGAGGUGCUUGUCACAAACAAUUACGCGUUCAGAAAGCCCGAGAAUGUGAGAUCGUUGCUCGGCCGCCUCCUGGGCUAUGGAUUGCUUCUCGCAGAAGGAGACGAGCACAGGCACCAGCGGCGCAACCUGAUGCCCGCCUUUGCGUUCCGGCACAUCAAGGAGCUGUAUCCUCUCUUUUGGGACAAGGCGCGUGAGUCUGUCCAGGCCAUGAUGAAGGAAUGUGGCCAGGAGGGCCAGACGGACAUGGAAAUCAGCGAGUGGGCGUCGAGGGUGACGCUCGACAUCAUCGGCGUUGCUGGCCUGGGCAAGGACUUUAACUCGAUCCAGGACGAGAACAGCGACCUUGUGCAGACGUAUGGCUAUCUGUUCAAGCCGAGACCGCCGGCGAAGUUCUUGAUCAUGCUGGCCACUCUGGUGCCGUCUUGGCUGAUCUACCGGCUUCCGUUGAAGCGCAACCGAGAGGUCAACGACGCUGCCAGGAAGAUCCGAGCCAUGUGCCGGGACGUCAUCCGCGAGAAGAAGGAGAAGAUGAUUGCAAACAAGGAGCGCACAGAUGUGGACAUUCUCUCUGUCGCGUUGGAGAGCGGACAGUUCUCCGAUGAAAACCUGGUCGACCAGCUCAUGACGUUUUUGGCCGCCGGCCACGAGACGACGGCGACGGCCCUGACCUGGGCCAUCUACUUCCUCUGCUGCCACCCCGAGAUGCAGACCCGGCUGCGCGCCGAAGUCCGCGAGAGGCUGCCCUCGACCGACGACGCCGGCGCCAAGCUCGCGAGCCAGGACAUUGACCGCAUGCCGUACCUCCACGCCGUGUGCAGCGAGGUGCUGCGCUUCUUCAGCCCCGUCCCGGUCACCAUCCGCGAGGCCUCGUACAACACCACGAUCCAAAACGUGCCCGUCCGCGAGGGCACCCGCAUCGUGCUGGCCCCGACCGCCGUCAACGUGGACCCGAAGCUCUGGGGCGCCGACGCCCUCGAGUUCGAUCCGGAGCGGUGGAUCUCCAAGAACAAGGACUCGGAGGAGAGCAACAGGCGCGCGGCGAGCGGCGGCGCGGACAGCAACUACUCGUUCAUGACGUUUCUGCACGGCCCGCGGAGCUGCAUCGGCCUGACGUUUGCGACGGGCGAGUUUGCGUGUCUGCUGGCGGCGUGGAUUGGGCGCUUCGAGUUUGAGCUGGUGAACAAGGAGGAGAUGGAUAUGGAGAAGCUGGACAUUAAGGGGAAUGUGACGGCGAGGCCGGUCAAGGGGCUGCAUGUGAAGGCGAGGGCAGUGCCGGGAUACUGA
Molecule: messenger RNA, 1647 nt
Organism: Trichoderma gamsii
Lineage: Eukaryota; Fungi; Ascomycota; Sordariomycetes; Hypocreales; Hypocreaceae
Exons: 2
Coding region: 1-1647 (548 amino acids)
Molecular function (GO): monooxygenase activity; oxidoreductase activity, acting on paired donors, with incorporation or reduction of molecular oxygen; heme binding
Source: RefSeq, a predicted model, not a curated record